AUGGUAUGCGCUUCCGCCCUCUUCAACUUCCAAUCUCUGCUACUCGUCCUCCUCCUGCUCAUAUGCACGAGCGCAUACGUUCACCACUUUACACCUGGCAUCAUGGAUCGAAAUAAGAACGGAUUCAUGGGCAUCUUCUGGAAAUGCGCGAGGAUAGGCGAAAGACUGAGCCCAUACAUAAGUAUAUGCUGUGUUCUCAUGGCCGUUUCCAUCCUCCUCAACUAA
Messenger RNA from Fusarium redolens, 225 nucleotides. RefSeq lists its product as uncharacterized. The record is from RefSeq and is a predicted model, not a curated record. The transcript has 4 exons. Gene Ontology annotation, biological process: protein secretion; intracellular transport. The coding region runs from base 1 to 225 and encodes 74 amino acids. Lineage: Eukaryota; Fungi; Ascomycota; Sordariomycetes; Hypocreales; Nectriaceae.